Molecule: messenger RNA, 1372 nt
Organism: Oppiella nova
Lineage: Eukaryota; Metazoa; Arthropoda; Arachnida; Sarcoptiformes; Oppiidae
Source: the annotation of a GenBank genome assembly
AGUAUACGAAGGUCUAAAGCCAGUACUAAUGGUUGCCGAACCUGAGCUAAUAAAUCACAUAAUUGUUACCGAUUUUCACGUAUUUCGCGACCGAAUAUGGAAACCAAGCGAUCGGAAUACAGAUCGGAAUACAGUGGUCGACCUGAGCGUAGCGGCCGCUGAGGGCGACCACUGGAGACGUGUCCGGGCGGUCGUGAGUCCGGCCUUCACGGGCAGAAAAUUGUCGAAAAUGCAUGCAUUGAUCAACGAAUUGUCGAAUCGUAUGGUAAACGCGUUGGACGUUAUAGCCAAAAAUGAGGGCCAGUUUGACGCCAUAGACAUGUCUGAACGUUACGUAACGGAAGUGAUUGUAGCAUGUGGCUUUGGUGCCAAAAGUAGCGCGCUCACCGACCUCGACGAUCCGUACCUCGUGAACGCCCGCAAUAUAUUUUCCACGUCUAUGUUCCGGUUCCUUUGCGCUCAUUUAAUUCCCACAUUUUUACGCCCUUUUCUUAAUAUAAAGUCAUUGACCACUGAUAGAGAAACCGAUUAUUUUGUGAAUAUAUUGCGACAAAUAUUGACAUUAAGACUAAAUUCGGACAAAAAAUUCGCUGAUUUUAUAGGUUUACUCAUUACUGCUCGAAAGGAAAGGGAUGUUACACUGGUUGACAAUGACAGCCAAAUUCAUUAUAUAAACUCAGGCGGAGAGGAGCCGUCACUUAGUAGACAGUCGUCUGUGAAUAUAAAAGCAGUUAAUCAGUGGCUAUCGGACGAGGAGAUCGUCGCCCAGGGAUUUAUGUUUGUCGGCGCCGGGUUUGGGACGACCUCUUCGACGCUCGCAUUCAUGGCCUAUGAGUUGGCUCUCAAUCCGUCGGUUCAACAGAAACUCUACGACGAGAUAAACGGUGCCAUCGAUUCGGACGGAGAGAUACCGUACGACGUGUUGACACGACUUCCCUAUUUGGAUGCCGUCCUAUCCGAGACACUUAGGCUUCACACGCCGGCCCCCAAACUGACCCGAAUAGCCACUCGAGAAUACAAAAUAGGCGACACCGGGAUUACGAUACCAAAGGGCAUGACAGUGGAAGUGCCUGUAUAUGCCAUACACCGGUCGCCUAAGUACUACCCCAAUCCCGAUCAAUUUGAGCCGGAUAGAUUUUUGCAAGAAAACAGGCACAACCUAAUUCCCUAUACAUACCUACCUUUUGGCGGAGGCCCACGAUUUUGCGUCGGAAAGCGCUUUGUAUUACUAGCGGUAAAAGUGGCCAUGGUCAUGAUUAUUAGAAAGUAUCGUCUGUUUCGUACCGACAAUACUGUCUCGCCAUUAAUCUUGCAAAAGUAUUAUAGAAAUAAAAUGGUCAAGUCCAUUUGGUUGGGUAUUGAACGUAGAUAC